AUGUGUAAAGAUGACCCUCUUUUAGGUGUCGAGCUCGUUAGAUCACUAAACAUGCAUUAUAACAAUACAACUAUCGAGGAUUGUGAUUUCUUUAGUCAUUCACCUGGUGAUUUCACAUUCACUAGUUCCAGGAAGAUAUCUAGUUUGCGACUAGACAAACAAACACUCGAACUAGCUGCAAGAAAGAGAUUACUUUACAAUGAAAUCAUAGAAAGGUAUAGACCCGAGUUGUUUGUAUUUAAAGAGGAUUGUUUCCCUCCAGCCUAUGUCUCUACCUUUUUCCUAGACCUCAGGCUCAACUACAUCUAUAUUUUAGAGUUUAUGGAACUCUUGAAAUAUUAUCCAAAAACCAUUAGAAAACUUGCCAAUCGUGCACUUGUCUCCAAAAGAAAGAUCUAUGUGCAACUUGGUAACCGUGGAAAGUGGAAGGCAUUACAUCAAUACAUUCAGUCGAUAGAUUGCCUCAAGAAACGAUUGGAUACUAUUGAGCAAUGUUUGGUACGGUUUGAAUUCUAUUUUAUAGCCAUACAUGACUCAGAUCUUGACCCCCUAUGUAUGUUUUAUCGGGUAUUGUAUUUACAGUACAUUAAAGAUCUGGUUCUACAUUUUGAUAAACAACAACAACAACAACAACAACAACAACAACAACAACAACAACAACAACAACAACAACAACAACAACAACAACAACAACAACAACAACAACAACAAUGUGACAACUAUAAUUACAAUAUUAUAAAGAGCAAGUUAGAAGAAUGUAGAUCAAACAUACCGCCACUCAUUAUAGAUUUAGAUUCACCAUCAAAAUCACGAUUUAGUCGUGAUUUUCAAAGAAAGGAGAUCAAUUUUAGAAAAAAAAAGUUACACGAUAUUGGCAUACUCUAUAUGGAUUUGUUUAGGUUUCUAUUGGAUAAAAAGCAAUACAGAGUGUUGGAUUUGGUCAUCGUCCAAGAUCCAAACGCUUUAAUUGCCAUUCAACACUCUACCCAGACUAUAUAUAAAAAAAUAACGAGAUCUACUCUUUCAUCAUUUCAUAUAUUACAGUAUUUUAAAAAUGUUUUAAAUAAUAAUCAAAAUAAUCUAAAUAAUAAUAAUAAUCAAAAUCCAAAUCAACAACAACAUCAAAAAGACAAGAUGGAACAAAUAUUUGAAUUACCAUUAUUAACUAAAAAUACAAUUAAUAAUAUAUCUUUACAUUUUGAUCAAUUCUAA
Messenger RNA from Cavenderia fasciculata, 1212 nucleotides. RefSeq lists its product as uncharacterized. The transcript has a single exon. The record is from RefSeq and is a predicted model, not a curated record. Gene Ontology annotation, cellular component: nucleus. Gene Ontology annotation, molecular function: transcription cis-regulatory region binding. Gene Ontology annotation, biological process: regulation of transcription by RNA polymerase II. The coding region runs from base 1 to 1212 and encodes 403 amino acids. NCBI's taxonomy places the organism in Eukaryota, Evosea, Eumycetozoa, Acytosteliales, Cavenderiaceae.